AUGAUGGAACUUUUGUCAAACAAUUCUUCCAUUCCACAACAAAUGGCAAGCAAUAACACUAGCACAAAUACAACAAACAGCAACAAUACAGCUGAAAGGUUGCUAACUAAUUUAUUGGAAUCCUUUCCAUCCUGGGACCUAAACGCUGGAAUGAUGCCUAAUAAUGAACCUACCAACAAUGAAUCUCCACCACGUAAUGAUUUCUUCCUAAACAAUUUCUUAGGUUCUCUUGAAACUACAAAUGAUUUCGGCAUGGCACCGAUCGGCACACGCGUACGUAAUCCUAAGAUGUCUCCAGAAUCAUCAAACAAUUCGAGCAUUAGUUGCAAUUGGUGUGAUGUAAAUGCCUCUUUACGCUGUCUUGAAUGCAAUGAGUAUAUGUGUAAUGACUGCUUACGUGCACAUCGCAAGAGUCCAUUUGCUUCAAAUCAUUCCAUUGUUUCAUUGCCAACCCCAAUUGGUACUUCCCCAACAGGUGGAAUAUCUAAUAAUAUACCCACUCAACCAGCUCCUAACUACGUAUGCGAUUUGCAUAACGAAAUGUAUCGCUAUGUUUGCGAAUUUUGUAAGAAACUUGUGUGCCAGUGUUGCACCUUGCAUGAACAUAAAGAACAUAACUAUGCUUCUAUACAAAAUUUCGUUGAUGAAGCAAAUGAAAAAAUUACCUCUGCUUUGGAGAGCAGCCGUAUGGGCACCAAAUGCAUUAAAAGCAGUAUUGAUAAAGCACUCGCUUUUAUACGCUUAAUCGAACGUAAUUGCAAUGAAUUAUGUGAAAAUAUACGAAAAGCUUUUCGUCAAUUUAUAAUUGCAAUCGAAGAUCGUGAAAGAUUUUUAUUAGAUUUUGUAGAAAAAUUACGUCAACGCCGCUUGGCUAUUUUACAUGACCAGAUGGCUGGUUUGAAAUCAGCUUUGUCUGGCCUGGCUGAAACAUCUGAUAUGUUGCACAAAAUUUCAGAGAACUCAACUCGCAUGGAUCAUAUUGAAAUUGCUAUGAAAGUCACAAAUGGACAAAGACAAUUAGAGCAAUUCGCAGCUAUUUAUAAAGACUUACAACCCAAACAAGAGGUGUUUGCAUUCGCUGCACCUGACUAUUCUAUUUUACAAGAUAUACGUAAUCAAGGUGCUAUAAUACUAGUAGACGAUAAGAAUAUGCCAAUGCCGACAAGCGGUAAUAUGGUUGGAGCACCGCCAAAUGAUGUUGGUACUGUGCUUUCACUUCCAAAUAAUGGAAUGACUGCUGUAAUACCAACAAAUUCUAGACGCCCUCUAUUGCGUGAUAACUCUUUUCAUAAUCCAUCACCUAUAAUGCCACCGCGUACAAAUAGUUGUACUGUACCAAAUGCUGGUAUAGAAUGGGAGCUUAGUGUAAUGCGUAGUUCACCGGGAUUACAUUUUGGUGCACCACGUUCUACACAAGCAAUAGCUGGGAGUACAGAUCAUGUUAAAGCUCGUAAAUCCAAUGCACUUUCUUUAUCUUUUGCUACGGAAGGACAUGAAGACGGUCAAGUAAGUCGUCCUUGGGGUCUUUGUGUUGACAAAAUGGGACAUAUUCUUAUAUCAGACCGUCGCAAUAAUCGUGUACAAGUCUUUAAUCCAGAUGGUACAUUGAAAUUCAAAUUCGGUCGCAAAGGUGUUGGAAAUGGUGAAUUCGAUUUGCCUGCUGGCAUUUGCGUCGAUAUUGAUAAUCGUAUUAUUGUUGUUGACAAAGAUAAUCACCGUGUUCAAAUAUUUACUGCAAGUGGCGUAUUUCUCAUAAAAUUUGGCAGCUACGGUAAAGAGUAUGGCCAAUUCCAGUAUCCAUGGGACGUAGCUGUCAAUUCUAGACGUCAGAUAGUAGUUUCAGACUCUCGUAAUCAUCGUAUACAACAAUUCGAUUCAGAAGGCCGUUUCAUUCGUCAAAUUGUAUUUGAUAACCAUGGACAAAAUAAGGGUAUAGCAUCUCCACGUGGAGUUUGCUACACUCCAACCGGAAAUAUUAUAGUGUCAGAUUUUGAUAAUCACUGCUUGUAUUUAAUUGAUCCAGAUAUAAAUGAGAUUCUCUCUGCCAAAGGUCAUGAAGGUUCAGGAUUCCAAGAAUUCAAUCGUCCUUCAGGUUUAUGUUGCGAUGACGAUGGGCGUAUUAUUGUUGCUGACUCUAAAAACCAACGUAUUGUUGUUUUUAGCCCAAGUUUGGAUUAUUUGUGGGAUAUUGAAGUACGUCCAUCACAUAAUCCGCUUAUGCCAACUACUCUUGAUGAGAAAGAUCGCACAUGUGAUGUAGCUUUGAUGCCGGACGGUAGAAUUGUGUUCUUAAUUGAGCUAUCACCAGAUUCCAAAGAGGGUUCGAAUCCUUAUAAACGUUUUGUACACGUGUUCUAGGAACAUAACAGAUAAGUAAUAAGCUGCAUAUCUAAGAAAAACACAUAACUAUUAAAGAAAAAACUAAGAAGAUAAGUAAUUAAUUAUAAGUAUCAAAAUAUUCGGUAUAAAUACGAAAACGUUUUAGAUUAUUUAGACAAAAUUAUUGAAUUUGAGGACACGACAAGUAACAAAAAAACAAAAAACAAAAAAAAAACAUUUACGCAUUUAUUUGAAUAUUCUACAACGAUUACCUCAAUAGAAUUAAGCCAAUAAUAGCGGUACAUAAAUAUUAUUUUAUGCCAGCAGUUUUAUGAAAUUGUACGUAAAACGUUUUAACAUACUAACGGAUAAAAUGAAAAACGUUAAAAUUUUAGAUAUAAUUAGACUGACAAAUAUUUUCCUACAAUAUACGAAUACAUUAAGAAAGGACAUUACUCAACGGAACAAAGUUCAAAUAAUGGACACAUGUAACGUUAGCUCUAUGUUUCAUUUUUAUUUAAUUUGUAUUGAUUUUACUGCAUUAAUUUCUUCGUAUUAUUUUUUUUGCAAAUGAGACUGAUGAACUAAGAAGAAACUUCAAAAAAAUUAAUUAUUAACUGGACCUUUAAAUCCGUUAAAUCCUUACGGAAGAGGAUAUUUAUAUGCGUGCGGAUAUUUUGGUUAAUUUUUAGAAAGACUGAAAACCAAAGCGACUAAUGCACUGAAUACUAGAAGCGCAAUUUGAAUAUCGGGCAUUCAAAAUGGGCUUUUGCAAACAUAUUUCAUUUCAAUUCAUUCAAACAUUUUAACGUAAACGUGAAUGAGGGAAUCAUACAAAUUAUUUAUGAAUUUAUGUACAUCGAUGUGUUCAUUAGCAAUUAAAAACAUUUACUUUAGAAAUAAAUUAAU
Teleopsis dalmanni is the source of this 3228-nucleotide messenger RNA. RefSeq names its product protein wech (gene wech). Gene Ontology annotation, biological process: protein polyubiquitination; proteasome-mediated ubiquitin-dependent protein catabolic process. The record is from RefSeq and is a predicted model, not a curated record. Gene Ontology annotation, molecular function: ubiquitin protein ligase activity; protein binding; zinc ion binding. NCBI's taxonomy places the organism in Eukaryota, Metazoa, Arthropoda, Insecta, Diptera, Diopsidae. The coding region runs from base 1 to 2358 and encodes 785 amino acids. The transcript is spliced from 4 exons.